Anarrhichthys ocellatus (wolf-eel) is the source of this 1499-nucleotide messenger RNA. Its product is annotated as serine/threonine-protein phosphatase 4 regulatory subunit 4-like. The transcript is spliced from 4 exons. Gene Ontology annotation, molecular function: protein phosphatase regulator activity. NCBI's taxonomy places the organism in Eukaryota, Metazoa, Chordata, Actinopteri, Perciformes, Anarhichadidae. The coding region runs from base 1013 to 1492 and encodes 159 amino acids. The record is from RefSeq and is a predicted model, not a curated record. Gene Ontology annotation, cellular component: protein serine/threonine phosphatase complex; cytosol.
UUAUACCCAGUCAGCUUCACAAGUCUUCAUUCAUAUUUCUGACUAUUCUACCGAUCACAGAUCGAACCGGACCUGCAGUAGCUUAGAGACCGUGAAAGAGGGUCUGAAGUCCGGAUCGAUGAGCUUUACGUUGAUCCGGUAACGUGUGUAACGUGUGUAACGUGUGUAACGGGUGUAACGUCCUCCGUGUUUGUCAGUGAUAAAGGCUGCUGGUUCACUCAGCGUGGGCCGACAUGAGUCGGCGAUGUUUCAGGGUUUCCGCACUGCGAGCUUUAACCGACACAGACGCGUUAAAGCGCAACAGAUGUAGCGCAGUCCGGCGUGACGCUCCUAACGGACAGCACGGAACCAUAGAACCGGGUCCGGACUGGACCUGAACGAGCCUUUGUAGGGGUGCUGGAUGUCCGCCGAAGAGAGAAACACAUCCACUGUCUCCGUUACAUGUGGGAUGUUCACGGAUUGUUACAUUCUUAGUCCCGUUAAACAGUGAAAACGUUCAGUAACGAGACUUUAGGACCGAGUCCGGUGUGACUGGAGUGUUUUAACGGCCUGAGAGGAACAGAUCCUCCGGUAACUACGAAGGUUUGUUUCUUAUGCACAAUCUGCUUCAAGGUUGUUGAGAGAGACAGAGAGAGGAUCUGGGUCGGGAUCGGAUCACCUGGUGGUCUCACUGAAACCAACCGGGGUAUUCUAUUCAACAGAUGCUCCUCAGGAAAGUGGAGAUUUGACUGAACUAAUCGCAGCCCGGAGGACUUAAUAUGCUCCGAAUAGAAGAAUGGACCGCGGUGAUCUGUGAAGUGUUCACUUUGAAUCUCUGACCGGUCGCUACGUUCACAGAAGAGCGAAGAUUUCUUCAAUCAUCAGAAUUGUGAACGGAGUCUGGCGUGACGGACACAGAGCGGGGAUCUCCUUGGAAACAGCCCCCUGCCUCUCUCUCCUCCUCUCAGGGAUGCUCGUCUCUCACAUCUCCCACUAACACCCAGUGUGGUACUGGGAGCCUUCCAGUGACCAGAUGUUCUCCAGCAGCAGGAUGACGGUGAACCAGUCCAGCCUGCUGUACGGACCGCUGGAGGAGCUGCAGGAGCUGGCCUUCAUCGAGAGGCCGAUCCGCAGGAGUCUCAAGACCGCAGAGGAGAUUGAUCAGCUGACUGUGGAUGAAGACCUGAACGACAUUGAGAGAGCCGUCUACCUGCUCAGUGUGGGUCAGGAGGUGCAGAGAGCGAGCGUCAUCAGUAACCUGCCGAGCCUCGUCCGUCAGAAUCCAGCUGAGACAUUCCGUCGGGUCGUACCAAAGGUCCGGGAGGUCUUGAAUGGAGCUGGAGCAGAGAUCCAGCUGGCAGCGGCGGCGUCGUUCUUAACCAUCCUGCAGGAUGACAUCAUCCUGAUCCACACUCACACUUUCUCCAUCCUGAAGACCGUCCUGCUGCACCUCAACCACCGAGACACAGGUAACAUGUACAUGAACCACAGACACACAGGUAACAUACAAUGAACCACAG